AUGGCGCAAUUCGGGCUGUCAGGACUUGGCCUGUACCGCCUUCCCACCCUGUCAUCUACCACCUCAGCGAAGACGUUGUUUGAGCUUGUCGCCGGCUACACAUUCCAUAACGGCUUCACUGAACCUUCUCCUCCGUCCCUUAGCAAGGACCACCACGAUAUCUCCAUCAGCAGCCAAGCUGGCCACUACCAGGCCACAUACAGGAAGAUGAAGCGUCUCAGCUCAGUAUGGCUGAUCGAUUCUGUCGGUACCCCAGAUGCCGCGCUUGUCGACAUCGAUCUGGAAGGCGUCCAGCACGAAACCGAAGAAGAAGCGUUGGCGCAGCGCAAGCAUGAUGCGGCUCGAGAACGCGACGAUAACAAAGUCCGCAUGUUGACGACGGCACUUCAUUCUUUGCUUCUGGAUGACAUUGAAGCCGUCGAUGAGGAUGCCCGCAUGCACAUCCUUAGACAGCUCGUCGAACAUCUUCUUGAUACACAUGCUGAGAAACUACCCAAGGACGACGAUGAACUCCUUGAACAACUCCGCACAGCCGCAACGCGGAAGACCCUUCAAUCCACAGACACGAACACCUUUCCCAACCUGGAAGUACUGUUCGCACUCCAAUCUGUCCCUGUGAUUCCGCUCGCUGAGCGUCGCGGCCAGCAAGAAAUCUCGCUUGGGGAACUUUCUACGCCCCAUGUCCACGACGAAAUGCUGUCCUGGACCCUUCACUCCUACAGGGUGCGUGAAGAUCCAGACUUCCCAAAAGUGCCCAUUUGGGACGAGCGCGCCGAUUAUGAGCGCCAGUAUCUCGACUCUAUCUCUCAGCUUAGCGAGGAGAAUAGCCUUGACUUCUUUGCACAUGCUACCUUCAUGAAGGAGAUGCGUCAUUUCCACCUCAAACACCCAAACCCGCCCUGGGAUAUUAUCCAAGGCUGGCAAGAAGAGAGCCUCAAACAAUGUGAUAAUGCAUUCGAGGUGGAGAUUCUGAAAGCCAAAGAGGGAGAGCCGUUUCGCCUUCUUGCAGCUCGGAUUGAGUAUCUGCUCCCGACGUUCACGCGCCUGACGAAGGAGGACAAAGUUCUACCUUACAUUAAUCUCGAAGUGCUUCAAGCUGCGGAGUUUGUUGAGCUGGAUGACUCCUGCUGCCGCCGGAUUCUUAGGCGCGAGAUGAGAUUGUUACUGAAGCAGGAUCUUGACGUGAAAAGUAUCCAGUAUGAGUGUAUUGCCGAUCUCAAUUUCAACUAUCCCAACGGCAAGCUUGCAGAGACCUCGGAUCUUCCAUCGAAAAUGAGACAGGCGCAGCGCGCGCGGAUAAAGGCAUGGACAAAUGAGAUCGAGGCAUCUGAUCACAUCAACACUCGACUCUACACCGAUGAGGUCGAAGCUAGGUCUGAAGUCGAUUCUUCAUACGACGCUCCUAGCACCCCUGGGCUCCCUUUGGGCCUCCAGGUCGCAGUGGAUCAAGGUGUAAUUGACUUCAUCCGCUUUGAAAAGGGCUUGCCUAUCUGGCUUUCCCGCGGGCAAGAUACCAGGUCGCCUUCGGAGGCACAUCACGACAGCUACCGCGCCAGCGACGACGGCAAAAAUCUCGACGAUUCGCAGACGUCAGGAGAGCCCGAUGAAGAGGAGUCGCGAGCUGGUCUUCAUACCACCGCAGAUGAUCAGGAUGACUCGACCGCGUCUGCAACCCUGUGUUCGCCCGGCAGAAAGAGGGCAAUGGGUUUGCUGGACAUCUAUAACGUGAAGAAGGAUGAGGAAGAGCGGAUUAAGAGGAGGAAGGAGGGUUUGGCGCCGAUGUGGGAGGGAGAGAGGGAGGUGGAUUAUCCGCCGAGGAGGCCGGUGUAUGAGGGUGGUUGGGUGCGCAAGGCGCUGUUUGUAGAGGUACGGAGAGAGAGGAAGGUGGAGCAGCGUGUGUGGGAGACGGGUGUGUUGGAUACGAUGGGAAAUGUUGAGGGGAGUGGUGGGGUGAUGCUUCCUGGCUUGCCAGUGGAUCAGGAUUUGUUUGGAUGGGCGGGCGUUACUGUUCCGAGGAAGAUGGUGGGGAAGGAUCCAGUUACGUCGGAGAAUCAGGUUUACGGGGAGCAAGCAUAUUGA
This is a messenger RNA of Parastagonospora nodorum SN15, 2079 nucleotides long. RefSeq lists its product as hypothetical. The record is from RefSeq and is a predicted model, not a curated record. NCBI's taxonomy places the organism in Eukaryota, Fungi, Ascomycota, Dothideomycetes, Pleosporales, Phaeosphaeriaceae. The transcript has 3 exons. The coding region runs from base 1 to 2079 and encodes 692 amino acids.